AGAUAAAAUCACAAUAUUUAAAGUAGUAAAGUUAAGUUAUUCCAAUAAUCUUCAGAUCUCAACGAAAUAUAAUGCAUUUUCGCGUGCUGCCCAAACUUCACUACCUCGUCCACCAGCUGCAGGCGAGACAGCUCUCGACCGCGGCCGGUGCCGCCUUCCGGCAGGUCAAACAAACGCUCAAACAGGUCGACCCGUACUCCCGGAUCCGCAUCCAGUGCCGGUGCAACUUACGAAUCGUUCCGGCCGAUCUGCUCGACAACCCGGACUCGAACGUCCUCAAGGUAACGCUGAGCAGCGACGAUUACAACGUGGACGUGCAAGUAUCCGGCAAGGAGGUCACCAUCGAAGGGGAUGGUUCCGGUGUGGAAGGCGACCCGAACCCGGAGUGUCUGUUGGAGGUUCCGAUAAAGUCUGACUUGGAGGUGACUAACGGAGGCAGUACGAGCAUUAAGGAUUUGUACAGCGAUGAGAUUCGGGUUAGAUCGGACGGCGAUAUUGUAACGAAGAGUCUUCGGUGUACGGUGAUUGAUUUGGCCAGUGCCGAUGGGAACAUAAGCUGUGGAGGGACAACGCUGGCACAGACGGUCCGAGUGGCUUGCACCGGGAAGGGAAACAUCUUGCUGGACAAGCUUCAGGGUGGAGAAGUGGACGCCGAAAGUAACGAAGGGAGCAUCAGAGUAAAUUCCAGUUACACGAAUAGUUCCAGUUUCCGGACGACGCGUGGAGAUUUGACCCUCAACAACAUCCACAAGCUGUGCCGGCUGUUCUCCGGUGGAGCGGGGAAGCUGGCAAUGAACGGCUUCUACGGCACCCUCCAGGCAGAUGUGGCCAGUCGCGAGGUUGACCUGCAGCUUUCGGAACUCGUUGGAGCGAGCAGCAUUUCGGCCACUUCCGCAGAGCUCGUUAAACUGUCCAUCAGCGACACGGUCCACGAUGGUACGGAAAUUGCCAUCAAGUGUGACCAGCUCGAAGUUGAUCCAAAUCUGGCGGGUGGAAAAGCACCGUCCCAGGAGGAUGGCAUGUCGGUCCUGGGUGAUAGUUCCAAGGAAAAUAAGCUGAACGUUGAUGCCAGCUCCGGGCGUGUGGUGCUGAAGAAAAUGUCCUGGGCGGACACGUUCGGGUUUAAUCUUAAGGUUCAGUGAAUGUAGAAAUGCUAGUCCGAGUAAACGGUAGUUGAGCAAUGUUAAACUUGUGUUUUU
Messenger RNA from Culex pipiens pallens (northern house mosquito), 1199 nucleotides. RefSeq lists its product as uncharacterized. The coding region runs from base 72 to 1142 and encodes 356 amino acids. NCBI's taxonomy places the organism in Eukaryota, Metazoa, Arthropoda, Insecta, Diptera, Culicidae. The transcript has 2 exons. The record is from RefSeq and is a predicted model, not a curated record.